This is a messenger RNA of Mesoplodon densirostris (Blainville's beaked whale), 1705 nucleotides long. RefSeq names its product NAD kinase 2, mitochondrial-like. Lineage: Eukaryota; Metazoa; Chordata; Mammalia; Artiodactyla; Ziphiidae. Bases 1 to 1506 code for a protein of 501 amino acids. The transcript has 2 exons. Gene Ontology annotation, cellular component: mitochondrion. Gene Ontology annotation, molecular function: NAD+ kinase activity. Gene Ontology annotation, biological process: NADP+ biosynthetic process; NAD+ metabolic process. The record is from RefSeq and is a predicted model, not a curated record.
AUGCACUCCCUGCCCCUGCUCUCUCAGAUGCGUUUGCCUGAGGAAAGCCUGGCUCAAGUCAGUUCCAGUGUUACCUCUGCGGUGAAGCCUUCUCUGACUCACUGUCACCCCGAGUUAGGGACACCUGGGGCAUUUCCCUGUUGGGCACAUGCGUGUUUCACCAUUACGGAAAGAAUAAAUAAGAAACUGAUAAUAGUGGUUGUCGGCAGCUGUUGUCGCGUGGCGGGCGGCCGGGCAGCGGCGCUGAGGGGGCCAGGGGCGGGAGGCCCCGCCGCGCGGCCGCGGCUCGGCGGUGACGGCGGCGGCCGGCGGCACCUGGGGCAGGGGCAGCCGCGCGAGCUGGCGGGCUGUGGCAGCCGCCCCGACGGUGGCUUCCGCCCGUCCCGGGUGGUGGUGGUGGCCAAAACCACCCGGUACGAGUUCGAGCAGCAGCGGUACCGUUACGCGGAGCUCUCUGAGGAGGACCUGAAGCAGUUGCUUGCAUUGAAAGGCUCUAGCUACAGUGGACUGCUUGAACGACAUCAUAUUCACACCAAAAAUGUAGAGCACAUUCUUGAUAGUUUACGGAACGAGGGGAUUGAGGUUCGUCUUGUAAAGAGGAGAGAAUAUGAUGAAGAAACUGUUCGAUGGGCAGAUGCUGUCAUAGCUGCAGGAGGUGAUGGCACAAUGCUUUUGGCAGCAAGUAAAGUCUUGGACAGACUUAAACCAGUUAUUGGAGUAAAUACUGACCCAGAAUGGUCUGAGGGUCAUUUAUGUCUUCCUGUUCGGUACACACAUUCCUUCCCAGAAGCCUUACAGAAGUUCUACCGUGGUGAGUUCAGAUGGUUGUGGCGGCAGCGAAUCAGGUUAUACCUUGAAGGGACUGGCAUCAACCCUGUUCCUGUGGACCUUCACGAACAGCAGCUAAGUUUGAAUCAGCAUAGUAGAGCCUUCAACAUUGAGAGAGUUCAUGAUGAAAGGUUUGAGGCUUCUGGACCCCAGCUUUUGCCAGUGAGAGCACUAAAUGAAGUCUUCAUUGGGGAGAGUCUAUCAUCCAGGGCUUCCUACUAUGAGAUUUCAGUUGAUGACGGUCCAUGGGAAAAACAGAAGAGUUCAGGGCUCAAUUUGUGUACUGGAACAGGAUCAAAGGCCUGGUCAUUCAAUAUUAACAGGGUUGCACCUCAGGCUGUGGAAGAUGUUCUAAAUAUUGCAAAACGACAAGGAAAUUUAAGUCUUCCAUUGAACAGAGAAUUUGUAGAGAAAGUAACAAAUGAAUAUAAUGAAUCGCUGCUCUACAGUCCAGAAGAACCAAAAAUACUUUUCAGUAUUCGAGAACCAAUAGCAAACAGAGUUUUUUCAAGCAGUCGUCAGCGUUGUUUCACCUCAAAGGUUUGUGUUCGUUCUUGUUGUUGGGAUGCCUGCAUGGUUGUAGAUGGAGGAACUUCCUUUGAGUUUAAUGACGGAGCGAUUGCUUCAAUGUUGAUCAAUAAAGAAGAUGAGCUUCGAACUGUCCUUCUAGAACAGUGAAGGAUUUCCUCAGAUGACAAUUUUGAUUACUGGAAAAAAUAGUUUUACUGUGGAAACAGACUGCCAGUCAUAAGGCUACAUUUUUUGGUUAUUGUUGAGACUGGUUGGCCUUGGGCUCAAAGGUGAUCAAGAAAGUGAGAUUUGUAUUAUUCUUCUGUUGGAUUCUGAUGGAAAAGAUAUUCACUGUGUAAGAAAAUGG